UAUGCUGUCAGAUUGUACUCAGUGGAAAAAAAGUUAAAAUGGAGGGUAUCUUUUGCAAGAGAAUUUUGUGAAAUUGUGAACUAAAAGUAUCCUCCACCUUCUCCUUAUUGAUGGCCAAAGCAAGACAAAGUGUUGUGUAGCAUGUGAACAAGUGAAAUUCCGCAGGAGAACUCCUCAAAAGCUCAAAAUAAGAGUGAUUCCCGAAUACCAACAGUGAUAAAUACUUAUCAUUGUUAUCAUUGCUGAAAUUUGUACACGGCCGGAAUGCCGCCUGUACAUAUUGCAAACGAGGGUGAACAGGAUAAAAGUGGAUGCCAAAAUAUGGUAUCUAAUCUACCACUCCUCUUUGCUGGUGGUUAUCCUACAACUUUGGAUAAAAUGACUGAAUGUCAAAUAGAAAAAUUCAUUCCCUUUAUGGUUCAAUGUUCUCUGGGAUAUAUUCAACUGCAAUCAAAUCGUGGUGAAUAUAGAGAACCGGAAUGGUGGCCAGAUGAUGUGCCCUUUGUCAUACCCCUCAUGAGGCCUAAAGAUUUUAGUGGAGAUUGGCGAGCAAAAUUAAGAGAAAUUGUGGUAACAUGCUAUUCUUUCCACAAAAAUGUCUUUCUUUUGCGGUUUUGCAAAGAAUUGGCAACUUAUGAACCAGAAUGUCUUCGUUUUAUCAACAAUUAUAAUUCCACAACAUCUCUGUUCGAUAGAACAAACAAUAAAUUAUUAGUCACCUUUAGAAAUGAAAAUAUGCUCUAUGAUCAGCAACAAAUCUCUAACAAAAAAACACUCCUACCACGUAACAACAGUUCCCAAUCACUUGAUAGUUGUCAGCAAAUGGUGGAACCAGCCCUCUUCGAUAUUUAUCUCUGUGAUAACUGUGACGCCGAAUUGUACUCCAUGGAAGCAUUCAUGGCAUGUUUUGGUGUGUUGUCUCUGCAGGACCACGAGAAAAUUUGUCAACCAAAUGACGAAGAGGGGGAUGAUGAUGUGAUAUUCUGUGAAUCCGAGGCUGAGGAGCCAGUGGAUGAGGAUCAACAGCAGAUGUCGGCAUUUCUCCUGUCACUGGGAUUGCAGAGUGCAGAGAAUGUUGGUCAGACGGGAGUGGCACGUGGAUUUGGUGGUGGUGGAAAUGGUAGGGAUGCAGUUUUGUCAUAUUCCUCUUCUUCUGUAUUUUCAUCACCGGAUAAGCAUAGGAGUGUACAUCGAAGGACACGUGGGAGAUUGGCAUACAAUAAAUGUCAAUCAAUACCAAUUUCUUCACCAGCUGGGCAAUUGUUGCUCAAUACGUCAAAGACUGCCAUGAGUUCGGAAUAUUUGGAGGAGCGAUUGGAUCGUCAGGAGAGAUUUUGUGGGGCUCAACCAUUGGGUGGGGAGAUGUAUUCGCGGAGACGUUGGUUGGAUAGUCGGAGGAGUUUGCAAUUGAGUUUUCCGGUGACGUAUCGAAAGUUAUCUGAUCAUCAGGUUUCUAGUGAAUGGCAUUCGUACAAAUUUCCCAGACGUCAAUUUUCCAUGGAGCAUCGUCGGCAGAAUUUAGAGAGGUACAAUGCGGUGAUACUGAAACAGUGUAAGCCGUGUGUUGUCAAGGUGGAAAAGUUGACGAGGGAGAAGAUUGAGGCAUUUCUUUUGGAUGCCAAUCUCAAGGUGAUGAAUAAGAAAUUGAUGAAGCAUAGGAGUAGAAAAAGAGGUGGACAUCCUAAAGUGGUGGAGAUCAUUGAUCUCUGUUCGUCGGAUGAGAGUGGUGGGGAUGAGGAGGAGGAGAUUAAUGGGAUUGAGGGGGAGGAUGGAAUUGUGAAGGAAGUGGAAGAGGAGAUGGAUCAAGAGGCAAAGGGAUUGAUAGAGAUGGAAAAGUUGAUGGUUGAGGAGGAGGAGCAGGAGGAAGUGGAAGUUAGUCCAAAGUAUGAUGGGAAUUUUAUCUCAAUGCCAAUGGGAUUGUCAGCUGAACCGCUCAAACCGUCGGUUUUUCUCUUUUCUAACAAUACCACCACCUCAAUUGAGCAAUUGCACAGUGCUCAGAUUUAUCGACUGCCCACGAAGAUUCAUCAGAAUCAGGAAAAUAUAAUAUCACGGAAUUUCUGGCAUACCUCAUCGAAGGCUUCGUGCCAUUUUGCGCCAUAUCCCAGCAGUAGGACGUCAUCGGCUGUGGGGGAUAGAAGAGAUGGUCAGAGAACUGUGGUCACGGGUAGAAUAAUGCCACCACUUAUCAGACUGGCGGCAACAUCAGGUGCCAAAUCAAUUACAGCCAAUGUCACCAUCUAAAAAAAAGGGAGAAGAGGCAGAUUGGCAUCUCCUCGAACACACAAAAAGGGGCACACGCCUGAGAAAGGAAAAGAGGAUAAUCAUGUGAGUUUUCUCUGACCAUUAAACACAAAAAGAAAAUUCCUUUCUCAGUUACAAUUUCCACGGUAAAAGAAAAAAAACGCGCGUACCUCUAUUUAAGCAUUAGAUGUUCUCUAUUAAUUACUAUAAAAAACAAAAAUAUUACUAAAUGUAAAACCAUCAAAAAAAAAAAGCAUAAAAGUAUCAAUUUUCAUGGAAAUACAUCAUUUUUUUAAUCCUA
Molecule: messenger RNA, 2545 nt
Organism: Phlebotomus papatasi
Lineage: Eukaryota; Metazoa; Arthropoda; Insecta; Diptera; Psychodidae
Gene: ova
Exons: 5
Coding region: 265-2244 (659 amino acids)
Source: RefSeq, a predicted model, not a curated record